Molecule: messenger RNA, 2000 nt
Organism: Diospyros lotus (date-plum)
Lineage: Eukaryota; Viridiplantae; Streptophyta; Magnoliopsida; Ericales; Ebenaceae
Product: vacuole membrane protein KMS1-like
Exons: 8
Coding region: 279-1673 (464 amino acids)
Source: RefSeq, a predicted model, not a curated record
UUUUAUCUACGCGUCGGGGGCGGUGGCGGGGCGAACGAACGCUCGUUCGUCGUUAGCGCAGACACAGACGUCCCCCUUUUACCUCUAGCUGUAUUACUCUCUGAAGCAGAUUCUUCGAAUUUGACGCGUUGCAAUUAUUGCUUCUUCUUCUGGCCUGUUCGCUCCCGAAUUCGAAGAAAUUUCCUUUCCCGUUCGCUGGGAAAGCUCCGCGUUCCUGAUUCCUGAGGCCGGCCCUAUCUCCUCUGGUAUAGAAUUGUGCGGCGGGUGGCUGUAUUUGUAUGCACGCUGUUGAUGAUUCGCUAAAAGGUGUGCAGGCCGGAAGAACGAUGGAAUCCCUUGGACAACCGGUCUCUUUAGCAUCUUCAUCUUCUUCUUCUUCUUCUUCUUCUUCCACUCGUAUUCCUGAUUCUCAGGUUGAUGCCGACUCGUACGUAUCAGGAAUUCAUGAGAAGCAUCUGCAGGAGUUACAAAAUCUGACAUUGAUGACACAGCCCUUGAGGACCUUAAAAUAUUUUGCUUUGGCUGUUCUCCAAUGUCUUCAACAACCAUUUCUGGGUAUCUUUAGAAAGCGCAGUUUCCUUGUGGUUUUGAACAUUUUGGCAGUGGGUAUUGCUAUAGCAGUUACAACUAUUGGAAGACCUGAUGAAGAGCAUGUUAAGGAGUUCUUUCGUUAUCUCCGUUUUGGACUAUGGUGGUUAGCCCUUGGUGUGGCAUCUUCAAUUGGUUUGGGAUCUGGUUUACACACAUUUGUUUUGUAUUUGGGGCCACACAUUGCCCUAUUUACCAUUAAGGCUGUGCAUUGUGGGCGGGUUGAUCUUAAAAUGGCACCAUAUGAUACAAUCCAACUGAAAAGUGGUCCAUCAUGGCUGGACAGAGACUGCGACAAGUUUGGACCACCAUUGUAUGAAUCACAGGUUCCAUUUAGUAGCAUACUGGCACAGGUUCAGUUGGAGGCUGUUAUUUGGGGAAUUGGAACUGCACUUGGAGAGCUUCCUCCCUACUUCAUAUCUAGGGCUGCUAGUUUAUCAGGCAGCACACCCACAGUUGUGGAAGAUAUGGAUUCCUCCUCUAAAGAAGACAACGGCAUCUUAGCUAAUCACAUAAAGCAAAUCAAACAAUGGCUCCUUUCACACUCUCAACAUCUGAACUGUUUUACAAUUUUGGUUCUUGCUUCGGUGCCUAAUCCGCUAUUUGAUCUUGCCGGCAUCAUGUGUGGACAACUUGGCAUCCCGUUUUGGAAGUUCUUUUUGGCUACACUUGCAGGAAAGGCAAUUAUCAAGACUCACAUACAGACAGUUUUUAUCAUCUUGCUUUUCAACAAUCAACUCCUCGACAUGGUAGAAAAUCAGUUGGUUAGAGUGUUCAGUCUUGUUCCGGGACUUUCUUUUAUUCUGCCCAACCUCAUUCGAAAACUGCAUACUGUGAAAGAGAAGUAUAUGACGGCCUCUCCUUCAACUCCCUCUAACAUGAAGAAGGUGAAGAACUGGAACUUGUCAUUUGCUUCCGUUUGGAACACCGUAGUGUGGCUCAUGCUUCUAAACUUCUCCAUGAAGAUAGUAACAGCAACUGCCCAGAGCUUUCUGAAGGAACUACAGAAAAAGGAAUUGGCCUCGUUAGCAAGCAGUUCGCCUACUUCGCAAACAUUAGGCGAUACCAGCCAAGCUGUUGAUUAAGUUCCCCGACUUCACCUGCAACUCAUUUUGGUUGCUAUCCCUGAAAAUUGAUUUCUAGUGGUAGAAAUAUUAGCGCAAUUGUGUUGAUUGGGGGCUCCAAUGUUCUCUCUCUCAUUAGCCUCCGCGUCAUUUAGUAUAUACGAAACAUAUAAGUAGAUGGAGGGGGAAGAUGAAGGUCUUUUCCAUCAUUUAGUUGGCUGGUUUAGGGUAGGCUUUGGUACCCAUCUUACAUCUUGUCGAUGGGAAGUAGCUAGAUGUUUGUAUAAUUAUCACUGACGUGUCUACUUGUGCUCAGAAGAGGUUUUAAUAUUUUGGUUGCUAGCUCCA